AAUGUUUUCCAUAUUAGUUCAGAGCCCUCUCUGGUUCCAAAUAGAAGGGCUUUGCUCAGAGAGGAGCCCACUAGCUGGGCAGGGAGGGGAGGAGAGGGGGAACAUAGGGAAGGGCAGGGCAAAGCAGGGGGGCUGGCAGGCAGCACUGUGGAAGGGCAGUCAGGCGAAAGAGAGCAGAAGAAAACACUAGAAGAAGAGGAAGGAGUGGAGCAGGCAAGGCUGAGAAAAGCUCCCAGUUUAGAGGAAGAGUAAGCCGGGAGGAGGAGGUCAUCAGGAGGAAGCAUGGGGUCACAGAAGAGUCCAGGGGGGUCCGGUGGAGGUGAGAAGCCAGACAGGCCGGAAGAUGCACACAAAUGCUGCGGCUGCCGCUUCCCAUUGCUCGUCGCCCUGCUGCAGCUGCUGCUGGGCAUCUCCACAGCCACCGUGGCCUUCCUCAUGGCCACCAUCAGCCCCUCUCUGCUGGCCAGGGAGACGCCUCACUGGGCCGGCAUCAUCCUCUGUGUGGUGUCUAUAGUGGGAUUUGUCCUUUACUGUAUCGCCUACCUGCCUGAUGAGAGAACCUCCAUGCAGUUCAUUAUAAAGUUCCUCUACUUCCUCCUGUGUUCGGUGGGACUGGUCAUCUCCAUCCUGGUCAUCGCCUUCCAAGGCCACCACUACUCCCUCACCAACGGCUUUGUGUGCAGGGAGGUAGCGGAGGACUGCAUAUGCACACUGGAGCCUGAAGACCCCAUUGCUCGCACCUUUACCUACGCCCAGGUGAGCGACUGCUCUGCCGUCACGAGCACGCUCAUGCUCUACUACCUGCUGCAGAUGGUGCUCAACUUAGCCCAGGCCAUUGUCUGCUUGCUGGGGGCCUUCAUUAUGUGGAAGCACCGCUACCAGGUCUUCUUUGUAGGCCUGCAGAUGGGCUCCCCCACCAGCCAGCACUGGCAGAAGGUUUAAGGGCAGGACUGAGGGCCAGAAACUCUUCAGAAACUUGGAGAAGGAAUCUGAAGCAGAAGAAGAAAGCUCUCCUGGGGGAGGGAAAUGUGUGGAGUGUUGGAGGGUGUGUUGUGCGAGUUGAGGGAAAGGUCAGGAUCUGCCCUUUCUGAACAAUAUGUAUGUGUGUGUGUGUGUGAGGGUUUGCACCAAGAGUGUACUGUAAACGUGCUAAUGGGGGCAGCGGGUGUGGAAGGAGGGGUGGGUGCGGUGGUUAUACUACAGGCAUUUAGCUUGGAGUAGUAUUGGCACAAUGCUGGCGCAUAUAAUAUGGUCCCAUAUUUAGAGCUGUUGUAUUUUUCUACAUUGGCAUCUGGACAUUUCCACUAAUGUAAAUGUAUACUUGCCUUUGCCGGUGCCAAGGAGGCUAUUUUUAUCUAUCAAACUGAAUAUGGGAUGCAAUAAGAGAGCAUUCAUUCUCACAGAGUAAGAGUGUUAUGCAAAGGUCUGCUCACCCCUGACCUAUUUUGUUCAUUUCUGAAGUAAAAAGAACUAGGUUUAAACGUAAAUGUAUUUUUUUGUUAUUGUUAUUGUUAUGUUAAUAAUACUUUGACACCAGCAGAUCCUUGUCUGUAAUACAAGGGGUUUGCCUUGCCUUUCUUGCCAGCAUAUGAUUAGUUAGUUAUAUUUCUUUGUCUUGCAGUUCUUGCAUUGACUUCCACAGUUCCCCUUAACUGCCAUUCCUUUCUGGGAAAUGAGAAAUGGAAGUGCUUUAAUAUAUAUUUUAAUCUGUGUUUGAGUCAUAGUUUCAUUUUCAGAGCCUUCUUGUUGUUGGAAAUUAGCAUCAGUUUACGAUUUCUGACGUAUCUAAUCAGUCCUAACAUGCCAUAAUUGGUUAAUUACAUCCUGCUACAUUACUGGAAGGGACAUUUGCACAACAACUUAUUUUUAAGCAAUGAUACAUGACAGGAAGUGCUACAAUGCAAGAUACUGGCACUGGUAUACUACAGUUGCCACUGACCAACCAGUGCCAGUGAUAAUGUUGUAGCAUGAACCUCAAGUGUAGGAUAUUAUAGUAAGUAUACCACCCAUUGUCACUGUUAAUUGUGUAGAUUAUUGUAGAUUUUAAGGUAAAAAAUUAUAUAUUUAUCACUUCUGAGAUGUAAAAUUAUUUGUAGGAUUAGUGUCAUUCUAUCAGGUAUACCUCUGCAUCAGUCCCCAACAUCAUCAGACUCCAUCAUUCAGUCACAAAAGUUGAGUAAUAAUACAUAAUUUCCCAACUAUCAGGGUUUAAAGCAACUGCCAAAACAUUAGAUGUUACAGGUUAUAUUAACUCCAUGGCUCACACACUGCCAACACUGUAAUUUAAUAAGACCUUACUUGUAUGUGAAGCUGAUCUUUGUUUCAUAUUUGCCCACUCUCUAAUAAAUGUAUUUGUUGUACCUUAAAUGGUGCAGCAGAUCAUGCUCUCUCUGAUUGGCUGAUUGGCCUUGUCUCAAACCACACACUACAGUACAGUACCUACCAACUGUACCUAUCUAUCUACCUACCGAGCAAAAGUACUGCUCUGCUCCGUCUGUGUUUAGUGUACUUAUGUAUGAUGCUGUGUGAAUAACAGUGUGAAAUCUCCAGCUUUUAGCUUUAGUUUUAGUUAUCAAUUGAUGUUUUCUGAUACAACUGGACUAUUGCUGCUUUGUUAUGGCUGGUGUUUUGUUUAGUCUUGUAAGAACUGGUGUCAUGGCAAGGUUAUGUGUGUAUGGGCAGCGUAAUACUUUAGGAGCUUCAAUCAGAGUGCCAUUAUUGUGCAAUAUUGGCAUUCCUAGAAUGCCUUUCAGACAAUCACCUUGUUAGAUAGGAACUAACUCAUUUCUAUAAUCUAUAUUCUUUUAAUUCCUUAGGUUCACAAAAAAACAUAUAUUUUUUCAAAUGUUCAGGAAUUGAAAAAAAAAAUAACUUCAGGAAUGAACAAAAUAUGUCUUAUUGGGGUGCCUUUUUCAUACAAUUGUAUGUAUUUUCUGUACUGUGUAACUGUGUCACUGUUUGCAUUGGAAUUUUCUCAGACUGACAGCCUUAACAGUUAGCAUGGUCGUAUGACAAAUCUCCAGUGUUAACUUCUCAGCAAAAAGCGUUGCAAACUAUUUUAUACCUGGCAUUUUAAUCUGUUUAUUUUUUCUUAAGUGAUAUUAAAUAAUACUGUGUCUUGACUAUCUAUGACUAAGUCUUCUUGUUACUAUGCGAAAUGCUGACAGAAACAUAAAAGGGAUAAAAGAGCAUUUUAUCACUUAUUUACCAAAUUAAACUAUCGUUUAUAUUGUUUUA
Astyanax mexicanus (Mexican tetra) is the source of this 3237-nucleotide messenger RNA. It is a transcript of the gene sspn, whose product is annotated as sarcospan (Kras oncogene-associated gene). The transcript is spliced from 3 exons. Gene Ontology annotation, cellular component: dystrophin-associated glycoprotein complex; sarcolemma. NCBI's taxonomy places the organism in Eukaryota, Metazoa, Chordata, Actinopteri, Characiformes, Acestrorhamphidae. The coding region runs from base 283 to 942 and encodes 219 amino acids. The record is from RefSeq and is a predicted model, not a curated record.